Fraxinus pennsylvanica is the source of this 969-nucleotide messenger RNA. Lineage: Eukaryota; Viridiplantae; Streptophyta; Magnoliopsida; Lamiales; Oleaceae. The record is from the annotation of a GenBank genome assembly.
AUGACUCUUGCUACUCGUUUUAGUAGUCGUCUUAGAAUCUGCAUUACCUACGAAGAAAAUCCGAAUAUUUUGUUAUCAUCCCUUCACCGUUAUACUUGGAACACGUCAAUUGAUCCCGUCUCCGCUCCUCUCCAAGCGUAUGUUACUUGCGCACUUGGAACGCACGAGUUAGACCGGAGCCCCUCAAGACACCAGUCUGGAUUACAAACACUGAGGAUCAAGAACUUCGGGUACCAAGCAACACCAUCCAAAAGUCAUUUGCAAUUUCUGUUUGCUCUCUUCAUGGGUUGCUACAUGUCAAAGAAAGAAAUACGAGCACCUGGAUUUGAGGAUCCUGCCAUCAUUGCUUCUGAAACAGCUUUCUCUGUGAAUGAAGUCGAGGCUUUGCACGAACUGUAUGAGAAAAUGAGCAGUUCUGUUGUAGAUGAUGGUUAUAUACAGAAGGAAGAUUUCACGUUUGCACUUUUGAGGAAUAGCAAUAACCGGAGCCUCUUUGCAGAUAGGAUAUUUGAUCUAUUUGAUGCCAAUCGGAACGGACAUAUUGAUUUUGGAGAAUUUGUUAGGGCAUUAAGCAUCUUUCACCCGAGAACUCCUGUAGCUGAAAAAAUCGCGUGGGCAUUCAGAUUAUAUGAUUUAAGGCAUACGGGUUACAUUGAACAUGAAGAGUUGGAGGAGAUGGUGGUGGCUCUUCUUAAUGAAUCCGACCUGAAUCUGUCAGAUGAUAUCGUUAAAGGCAUUGUUGAUAAGACAUUCAAAGAAGCUGAUAUAAAUGGCGAUGGCAGGAUUGAUUUAGAAGAAUGGAAAGAAUAUGCAACAAAGAAUCCUUCUUUACUGAAAAAUAUGACUCUUCCAUAUCUAAUGGAUAUAACGCUGGUGUUUCCCAGCUUCGUGAUGAGCAGUGAAGCAGAUGUUUCAAAAUGGCAGCCCGAAAGUAAACUCAUCGAUACAUUGCAAGUUGAUAGACACUAG